This is a messenger RNA of Parnassius mnemosyne (clouded apollo), 516 nucleotides long. NCBI's taxonomy places the organism in Eukaryota, Metazoa, Arthropoda, Insecta, Lepidoptera, Papilionidae. The record is from the annotation of a GenBank genome assembly.
AUGCAAUCAGUUUCUAAGGAAAACAAAAACUUCAGAUUUAUUCUUACCGUUAUUGAUACAUUUUCGAAAUACGCUUCGGCUUUUCCAAUUAAGACUAAAAGUAAAGAGGACGUAUGCUAUAACUUUAUGAAGCUCCUAAUAACACGUGUACACAAAAAUCUGCAAACCGACAAUGGAACAGAAUUUUAUAACGAUACGUUUAAAAAAAUUAUAAAUUCUUAUAAUAUUAAUCAUUACUCAACCUUUUCAACAAAGAAGGCUUUAUUCGAACUUUCUAAAUUGUAUAAAGCAUUUAAAUUACAGGGUAGUUAUAACUGGAUAGGCGAUACUCUUAAUAAUGUUAUUUACGAAUACAAUCACACUUAUCAUCGAACUAUUGGUGAAAUUCCAGCCAAUGUUAAUAAUAAAAGUAAAAAACGAAUACUACAAAGAUACCUUAGAUUCGUAAAGAAUGAUAAUGUAAAACGUUUAUCUUCUAGUGAAAACAGUUGGAUCGAUAAGUCAAAUAUAUUAUAA